Molecule: messenger RNA, 606 nt
Organism: Lucilia cuprina (Australian sheep blowfly)
Lineage: Eukaryota; Metazoa; Arthropoda; Insecta; Diptera; Calliphoridae
Exons: 2
Coding region: 1-546 (181 amino acids)
Source: RefSeq, a predicted model, not a curated record
AUGAUUUUCUCGGUAGUAAAUGUAUUUGUAAUUUACUUAAUAACAACUAUUCAAGCGAAACCCCAAUAUAUUGUCGAUGUCAUAGAUGUCGAGUGGAAUGUAACAUCUAAUAAUAAUUGUGACAUGGCCUGGCAGAUUUCACAACCUACACGUGGAACUUUUGCUGUUACUGGAUUUCUUGAUUUUAAAGAAGACAUAAAUACAGACAAUGCCAAGGGUUGGGUUAAUAUCUACUAUAGUUCCAAUGCUAUUUCCUAUAUGUUGACACCCUUCCGUAUACCACCUACGGUCUUUACGGAUGGAGUAAAUUUUCUUUAUAAAAAUUAUCUAAUGGACUCGGUAAAAGAAUGUUGCGAAAAUCCCAUCGAUUUCGAAGAUAAAUUUGUUCAACCUUUAACGAAACGUCGUAUGAUUUGCGAAAACUGUUUACUGCCAAGCGAUAAUUUUCCCUCACACAUGCGCAUGGGAUUCUAUAAGAUGGAGGGUAUAUCAGCUGGUGAAAUUGCUUUCGCUAUGACAUUGACAGUUAAAGUGGAGAGAGAAUAAGGUUGAAGUUUUUCGAAUUGGAUUGUAAAUAAAAGGAUAUGUGUGUUAAAUUUUAAAGUG